AUGGCCGGACACGCAUCAAUCACCAUGGUCGAGAGCGAGCUCUUACAGGAGCACGAAGACUUUCUUUACUCCAACUCGAUGCACCCGUCCAGAAGACCCUCACCCGUUGAUAUGAAGCUGCAUGUCGGAGAUAAAGCACAAUCCAGCCUCCACCCAGGAAAUAACCGUGAAAACGAGAGACUGGAUAUCACCGAUGCCUGGAGGUCAUUUCCACGCCCUUCGAUUACGAUGUCGCGUCAUUCAACUAGCACAUCGCGUCCACGGCUGCUGGAUUUGUGGAUGGACAACGGCGAGGGUCCCUCGAAUGCAAUGCCGCGUCACUCAACUAAUACGCCUCGUCCGCUCAUGACGGAUUUACGAUUGAAAAGUGGAGAGGGUCCCUCGUCUUUUCUACGUAGUCCGUCAUCUACAUCUUCAUCGUCGACAGUGACACUCCAGCCAACCCCAUCGUCUAAGUUGACAGCAAGCUCUUUCAGCGAUUUCUGUCGCAGGACAAGUUUAAGCAUCAGGGAACGCGCAAGUAAUCGUUUUACCCCGGCUGUUUCUGGCCGCGAAAAGACUCCAUCUCCAUCUAAAUCCGCACCGGCAUUCACAACCUUGACGAAUUUAGGGUCAGAUACACCGCACGGACGUGGUUCUCCGGAUGGGAUGAAUGCUGGCUCCAUUGACUCUUCUUUACGGCUUGAAGGCUUAAGGAAACUGAUGAGAGUUGGCACGGGCUCCAGCAAACUGAAUAUUGGUAUCAUGCCCGAUCAACGCAACUCGCCCCCACUGAAACUACCGACCUUUAACGACCUUAAAGGCCAAUUUAAGAGAACCUCUACCCGUGCUCGCUCGAAAGCCAAACGGGAAGGUGAUCUGGAUGAUAUUCACGCCAACACAUUUGAGCUCGACGAUGUGUUUGUCAGCAGCAGCGUGUUUCCUGGGAGAAGAGGAAGACAAGUCGGUAAAGGAUCCACAGCCACUAUUAAAAUCAUGUAUAGAAGAGGGAAGGGAAAAGACCUGUAUGCUGUCAAAGAGUUCAGGAAGCGCAGACAGGGCGAAAACGAAAACGACUACGAAAAUAAGAUCAAGUCGGAGUUCACCAUUGCGAGCAGCCUACACCAUCCGAAUAUAGUGGCAACGGCCUGCCUUUGCACUCAUCGAGGUCGUUGGAUCCACACCAUGGAGUACUGCGGUCAAGGUGACCUAUUUUCUCUCCUCAAGCAUGGCCACCUCAAGAUUGACGAUAAGCUGUGUUUCUUCAAGCAGCUUCUCCAAGGUGUUGCGUAUUUGCAUAGUCGCGGGAUUGCACAUCGUGACAUCAAGCCAGAGAACCUGCUCUUGGAUGACAAGGGCCAUCUCAAGAUCACCGAUUUUGGUGUUGCGGUAGUAUUCCGUGGCCUUCAUCCCGGAAUGAGGGCUGCAUAUUAUGAUUGCGCCCAAGAUCCUAACGAGAUUCGUAAAUGUGCACCUGGAAUAAGCGGCAGUCUACCAUACAUCGCACCAGAGGUUCUGAGUAGAGACGCUGAAUAUGAUCCACGGCCACUUGAUGUAUGGUCAUGCGCCAUUGUUUGCUUCACUCUAUUCAUUUGCGGUACACCCUGGCAAGCUGCAGACCUGAAGGAUUCCAAAUAUGGUCGCUUCCUUGCAGGCUGGGAAAAAUUCUUCCAGGAAAGGCCUGACGGAGUGGUGGAUAGUCUCAACUAUCCAAAGUGUGGAAUGGUAUUUAAAGCUCUUCCGAUACCUGUGCUCCGACGUCUUCUUCUACGAAUGCUUCACCCAAACCCGAACAAACGGCUUAAUAUCUUCGGAGCUCUGAAUGAUCGUUGGGUGAGGACUAUUGACUGCUGUUGUCCUGACCCAGAAAAUCCGCCCUGGACAACCGAGUAUUCCGAUGCAAUGAGGAUGGGUAGCUAUCGACUAGCAAACAGAAAGCACAAUCAUUUCCCGCCGAUAAAGAAGGGGAUUUUGCAAUCCCUAGGGAUUUGA
Aspergillus chevalieri is the source of this 1971-nucleotide messenger RNA. RefSeq names its product putative serine/threonine protein kinase. The coding region runs from base 1 to 1971 and encodes 656 amino acids. The transcript has 2 exons. Gene Ontology annotation, molecular function: ATP binding; protein serine/threonine kinase activity. Gene Ontology annotation, biological process: intracellular monoatomic cation homeostasis; intracellular signal transduction; protein phosphorylation. The record is from RefSeq and is a predicted model, not a curated record. NCBI's taxonomy places the organism in Eukaryota, Fungi, Ascomycota, Eurotiomycetes, Eurotiales, Aspergillaceae.